Paramormyrops kingsleyae is the source of this 5353-nucleotide messenger RNA. RefSeq names its product tubulin tyrosine ligase (gene ttl). Gene Ontology annotation, molecular function: tubulin-tyrosine ligase activity. The record is from RefSeq and is a predicted model, not a curated record. Gene Ontology annotation, biological process: microtubule cytoskeleton organization; protein modification process. Gene Ontology annotation, cellular component: spindle microtubule. NCBI's taxonomy places the organism in Eukaryota, Metazoa, Chordata, Actinopteri, Osteoglossiformes, Mormyridae.
UCCGGAGCAUGACAGCUGUAAUAUCCUAGCUGGAUGUGAAUAAAAGAGGGCUGUGGUUUAAUAGGGACCUUAUAGCGUAGCAUGCUCUGGCAUAUAUAUGUCCUGCAAGAUACAACUUGGAAUUUGUUUUCACAUUCUUUAAGAACAAUUGUUAAAAUUCGGCUUGUAAUAAUCGGUUUCUUCGUGACUUUACAACGUAUGAUAUCCUGCACGAAAGCUAACCUAGCGGUGUAGAAACGGAAUCUCUCUCGCUAUCAUGGAAUUAGGACAGUCACACCCAUAUCUUGUCGGGACAUCUAUAUGGAUAUUAAAUAUUGCUCUUUAGUUUUAAAAAUAGUUCUUUGGUAUAACGCUAUUGAAGAGAAUGGUUUUUCUAAUUCAGCUUGCUAGAUAAAUAAUAAUGUUCUGUGCAUAGCAAACUAUAUUUAUUCUGUUAUGAAUGAGUCAUGCCAGAGGCACUUGGGUAAGAGACCGAGAGCUAGGUGUUAACAUUUAGGUUUUGAUUAAGGUUAACGGUGGAAUUUGCCCGUUAUUCUCAGGCAGGAUGAGUAUGCCAUUGUAUACAUUUGUCACCAGAGAUGAGAACAGCAGUGUCUAUGCUGAAGUUUCCAAAAUUCUCAUUUCUACUGGACAAUGGAAGAGGCUCAAGAAAGACAAUCCUCGUUUUAACUUGAUGCUGGGGGAAAGGAACAGACUACCAUUUGGAAGAUUGGGGCACGAGCCAGGACUGGUGCAGCUAGUGAAUUAUUACCGGGGUGCUGACAAGCUGUGCCGUAAAGCAUCUUUAGUCAAGUUAAUCAAGACCAGUCCUGAGCUCUCUGACUCCUGCAACUGGUUCCCUGAGUCUUACAUUAUUUAUCCCACCAACCUCAACACCCCUGUGGCCCCAGCCAAAAAUGGAAUGAGCCACAUGAAAAACAACCCUAAGACCGAUGAACGCGAGGUCUUCCUGGCCUCCUACCACUUGAAGAAGAUGAAUGGAGAAGGGACAGUGUGGAUUGCUAAAUCAUCAGCUGGAGCCAAGGGUGCUGGGAUUUUAAUAUCAUCGGAUGCCAAUCAGUUGCUGGAAUUCAUAGAUAAUCAAGGCCAGGUUCAUGUCAUUCAGAAGUAUCUGGAGAAUCCUCUUUUGUUGCAGCCUGGUAACCGCAAAUUUGAUAUCAGGAGCUGGGUUCUAGUGGAUCACCAGUACAACAUCUACCUAUACAGGGAGGGUGUACUGCGCACUUCUUCAGAGCCUUACAACAGCUCGGACUUUGAGGACAAGACGAGUCACCUGACGAACCACUGCAUCCAGAAGGAACACUCCCAGAAUUACGGCCGAUACGAGGAGGGGAAUGAAAUGUUCUUCGAUGAGUUUCGUCAGUAUCUGCUGAACACACACAGUGUCUCCCUGGAAGCCGCCAUUUUACCUCAGAUCAAACAGAUCAUAAGAAGCUGCCUGGUUUCCAUUGAGCCAGCUAUCAGCACCAAGCACCUCUCUUACCAGAGUUUCCAGCUCUUUGGAUUUGACUUCAUGGUAGAUGAAAAUCUGAAGGUCUGGCUUAUUGAAAUUAAUGGAGCUCCAGCCUGCGCACAGAAACUGUAUUCGGAACUGUGCCAUGGCAUCGUGGACAUGGCCAUUUCCAGUGUCUUCACCUUGAACAGUAGCGAUUCCUCAGCCUCCUCCUCCGCCUCCUCUUCCUUAUCUUCCUCAUCCUCAUGCUCCUCCCCAAAAUCCAGACCACCCAAUCACCAUGGCCCAUUCAUCAAACUGUAAGCAUGGGAGCUCCCUUGUGUUUUGGAACUCAUGUUCCUGCUUCCUUGCCCCCACCCCCGCCCCACCUCCAGUUUUUACGGAUGCCAGCCAGAUCAGUCCCCUUAUCACCUUGUUUUGGGCAGGCAAUGGGAGCAAGUGUUACCCUAGUUUGAGGCAGUUAACUUACUGGCCCAUAAAAAGAAAAGUGUGCUUGUAAAUUCUCCACCUCUGUUGUGGCAAAGUACUUAUCUUGAACCUUUCUGUAUGUCCCCAAAUGUUUAUUGUUUUGCUAAUGAGUGUACGAGGGUAGUGAGCAAACAGCUUUGGCCUGCGGGUUUUGUGGCCUCUUUGCACUCGGUGGAGUAAUUAUGGCACAUAUCUAGAAAGCAAGGAGCACCGUCUGUUAUUGCAGAUACAGAUGUUUAAUUACUGGGCUAUUUAACAGUUAGUGGCUUAUGUACCUGCCGAGUCCAUCUGAUGUAACUGUCUGUCGAAAUAAUGACUUCUGUUGACAAAUUUGAAAACCCAUAGGCCCUUUGGUCAUCCUAGAGCUUGACUGGCCACCUGUCGUUUGGAGAGUUGAACGGUUCAGAGCAGAGUGUUGAACUGUCUUGAGAAGCACUCUGGAUCCAUUUUUCACUGGAGGAUGGCCGUUUGCUGCCAUUAGUACUGCCAAGGACAGUACAGGAAGUGCAGAGUACAUAUCCAUAUCAUUCAGUUACUAUGACUUUAGUGCCUUACAUGACCUUGCCCAGCCAUAAAGACGACCACUGUUGAUUUACCUAAAGUUUGUCACUACAUUUAGCAUCAACGUGUUUCAGAACUUUUAUGUCUCUUAUCUGCACUACACUAUUAAUUCAGAGGUCCUGACUUCUGACAAAUACCAUAGUGUCCUCUUCAACCUUAAAGUUAACUCUCCUUUAUCUGAAUAGUUAGAAUACUCAUUGACUUGGUUGAGCUGGUUCAGCCAAGACAAAGCCAUCAUCACACUGUUUCCUGCGCUGUCAUGACAAUUUAUAGUUUUUUGUGUAUGUUAUUUUUAAGUUAGUCACAGUCUGCAUACUGUAGAGUCUCCAUGGGUUUGCCGAUAGAUCCAAUAAGUUUUCGGGCAGUACAUUCCUCAUGUCCAUAUCUAAAUCUGUUCAACAUGGUUCAAGAUGAUGCAUUCACAUCCAGAACUAGGGAUUUUUAAAACAUCCAAAUUGCAUGACAUCUUCAGCUUCUCAGUUAUAAUUGUUGUUGAAAUGGAACAAACCUGCAAACUCGGUUCAUGAAUGAGAUUUCUUCCUAAAUAGCUCUGUUUGAGAACCAUAUUCCUAUCAGUUUCCAGAAAAAAAAAUCUUUAUUGUUGAAGAGGCAUUUAUUGCAGAUUUAGCUUCAUCCUUAGACCAGAGAUAUCUUAUUGCGAUGUACAUUAAACAGGAUAGUGGUUACGCCGGUCAUCAGAAUAAGAUCAUAAGACAGGAGAUUAUAAAAGUGAACUUUUUUUUUUUGCAAAGAAAAACAUGCAAGUUUUUGUCAUGAACACAUCGAUCAAAAAACAUUGUCAGGUUUAAAAUGACUAUCAGCAGAAAAAUUCAGUUGUGAGGUCCAUGGUUCCAUGCUAUUUCUAGCUUAAUGUUGAUGGUUCACAUCAUUCACUAACCAGAAUGCUUUACUUGUGCAGACAAUGUGCUAUGAAGACUCUUAAGAGGAUGAGCACUUCUCAGGAAAGGGUCUCAUCCGUUCAGCCUGUAUAUCAGCCAUACAGAAAAACCCUUAAAAUGAGAAAAGCUUCAGCAUGACAUCUGAGUGUUAAGAUUAAAAUGCACAAUUGUUUUAUCUCUUGGUUAUCUUUUGGAAGAAUGUUACAUUUAUCACUUGCACUGCAUGACUGCCGGAAAGCAUGAAGAAUCUUGCAUUAGUCAUCAUCUUUAUGUGGUUAUUUAACACCAAAAACUUUGCUGCCCAUCACUAACCAGUGGCAUGAUAUUUCCUUUUAAUCUCAUUCCCAUAUUAAUAUUUUUAAGUCUAAAUUUCAUUGCUAAAACAUUAGCUUUCUAAUGAUGUGAAAACUCUCCACAAAAAAAAGUGUUCCUUAUAGUCUUAAAUGAUUUUUUGGUAAUCUCAUUAAAACCAAUAUAAAUGUUCUUUUUGACCCACCUUAAAAAAAUCAACAGCUUAGCCUGAGUUGACUCUAGUCUGUCACUCUAAGAUUCAGAUGUCUGUUUCUGCAUUAUCUCAUCAUUUUCUUAACCUAAUGGUAAACAAACUAAUGAAUAACAAUAGAUAUGACAUCGAUUUAAGACCAUUACAUGCAACUCCACUUGUAGUAAAUGGGAAAUGGCAUCAGUUCUUGAGAAAUCUGAAGUGAUAAUUGGUCUUUUUUGUCAUAUGGCAGACUUUUUUUUUUAUUAUUAUUAAAAAAAACCUUAUGCAUUUUAUUGUGAAGGCUUAUGUUGAGGAAUGUUUGCAUUUUUUUAACCUAUUGUCAAAUGUGAAUUGUCAAUGUUGCAAAGAAAAUGUUUCUGUGUUUCUUUAGUACUCAAAAUGAAGGGAUGACAGAACUUGUGCUUAGGGUGAUUGCAGUUCUAUAAAAGGUGAAUGUGUUGAUAAGGAAAAAGUUGACUCUUACAAGUUUAAAAAGUGAUUCUUUUGCAAGUAAAUGUCAAAUGCAUGAACUGUGUGGGGAAAGUGUGAGCUGAAUGUAUAGCAGUGGAAAGAAACCAGCUGGAAGGGAUGUUUAUUCAUUUUUUUUGUACAUACACUUUAUAGGAUGCAUAUUUAUUUACACAGGUCUCCUCCAAAUGACUAUUUUCUCCUGUUUAUUGAGGGGAAAUUGUUCUCCCACGAAGAGGUGCCUUAAAAGAAUGUACAACCUCUUGUGAGUUUUGGAGAUUAAUAUUAUAAACAUACAUUUUUAAAAGUCAUGGCAUGGCAUUUUAAGUCAAGCAUUUAUGGUUAUCCUUUUGUAUUUUUGUAACUGUCAACCUGAUGUUUUACUUAAAAUAAGGUGGUCUUAUUACUGUUUUAUAUCAUUUACCUUGCCAACUUGUUUCACUGCUGUUUUGGUAUUUUGCCUUCUGUAACUGUUUAUCCCAAACCCCUACCUCAACAUUUUAGUGCAUUUCUAAAAGCAAUCCUGUUCCUGACCAAAGAUUACUCUGUAUCUGGUCUGUGUAACAUCAUAUAUAAUUAUGGAUCUGUCGGUGUAGAACUUGCUACAACAGAACACGGGGUUUGUAGAACAAAUGUAUUUCAUAAGUGUCACGUAUAGCACUGUUCAGUAGUUACAGAAGUAAUUAGCAGAACAGAAGACAAAUCUUUUUGUUUCGCAGCCGCUUCUCUUUGACAUUGCCCACCCCACAAACAUGGAUGUACAUGGCUGUCUGAAAGAACUUUUCCCUGUAGUUAUUUACCAAGGAAUGUGGCAAAAAAAUGGUAAAUGCCUUUACAAUUAGUUUUUCCUAACUUGCAUAAUUAACACUAUUCCCUGUUCAAUGUCUGACAUGUGGUGUGUUUGUCACCUGAACAUUUGUUCUCAGUUAUUCUCGUUUGGAUUAUUCUUGCAUGUAAAACUGGCUGUGUCUGUACUGAGGAAAUUAUAUUGAAAAAUAAACUGUCACAUGAUUUAUGUCA